GAUUGAAUCAGCUGGUUAUAUGUGUUGUUUAUUAUUCUCGAAGCAAUAACAUCUGUUGACGCUGCUAGCGAUAUGGAACAUGUAUCGGUAGAUUGUGAGCUAAUUGAAUCCUCGAACGAAAAGACAUAAACAGGUCAGAUCACAUGACAACGUGUAAACGGGGACUGAGAAAGCGGACAGAAAGUCAGUAGCGAGAGAGGCAUUGAAAGCAAAGGACGCUAAGGCCACUAUUUUUGAGUUUUUUCCUUUAUUGUGCUACGUAUUAGUUAAAUAAAUGGAUUUAGUAUUAAAAAACUUCAAAAACGGCUCGCGUUUGUUGCAUACGCAACAAAAUUCUCAAAAAUAAUGUCGAUAUUGUGAUGCAAUAUCCGCAGCAGAGACAUCAUUGUGGUGUGUGACAGAGACCGGGAACGCGUGGGAACACGCUAUAAGAACAAAAGCGUUUUUCGUGCUACAACAGAAAGAUACGGUGCGACGUAUGAAACAGUGUGUGUAUGUGCGAUAAAAGAACGCGUGUGAUCUUGUAUUAACCGGUAAAGACCUCAGGUGCUACUCGGUAAUAAAGUACGGCUGCGUGGAUUCCGUACAAAGACCAUACAAAACAAAAUGGAGGAUCAGGCGUCAACGAGCGGCCAUGAUGCCGGUAGUGUUGGUGUGAGUGAAGUGACGCCUGAGAAGAAAGGACCAUCGAAGAAACCCACAAAGGGCGGCCACGAGGCCGAUAGUGUUGGGCAAAAGAACCUUUCAAAGAAAAAGCUAUCGUUCCGGGUUACAACUCCAACUCGUCGUGUGACUCGCAGCGCAAAAAAGGCACAUGGAAAUGUGAAGAAACAAACUGUGCAAGUGGCGGUAUCUUCAUCGGAAAGUGAUAGUUCUAGUGAGAAAGAAGAAGAAGUAGAACCAACAAGUGUGGACGUGCAACCAACUAAGGAACAAAGGCGUGCUCGACACGGCAUUUCUCAGAAGCUUCCUGAGUUCAAUGGCAAACCACAGGAUUGGCCAAGAUUCUACGGCGCCUUUCUAGCCUCGAACAAAUCGUGUGGCUUCACGAAUAACGAGAAUCUUGUGCGGCUUCAAGAAUGCCUGAAAGGACCUGCCUUAGAACUGGUUCGCGGAAGGUUGAUAACGGCGGAAUCCGUUCCGCGAGUGAUCGAGAAGCUGGUGCAAGUGUACGGAAGACCUGAGCUUAUCUUGCAUAGCUUGUUAAAGAAAGUUCGUGAAGUAAAGGCUCCGAAGGCGUCGGAUCUAACCAGCUUCCUGCCGUUUAGCAACGCCGUCGAAGAGUUGUGUGAACAUCUCGAAGCAGCCCAGUUGAAAGACCAUCUACACAACCCGUUGCUUAUUCAGGAGCUGGUCGAUAAGCUCCCAGACGCAGACAAGCGGGCCUGGUCACGAUUUAAGAGAGGUCAUGGAUCCGUAUCGCUGCGAACGCUAACCGACUUCCUUGACGAGGUGGUGACCGAAGUUCUCGACACCACUUUGGAUCUCGGUAACUACAUGCCCCUAUCAUCGCAACCAAAGGACACUCGCAGAAGGGAAACGGUAGGCCAUCAUCAGACAACGCCAGCACAACAAGGGAGAAAGCCAUGCCUUGCAUGUGAAGCAACGGAUCAUCGUCUACGCAAUUGCACGGUGUUUAAGGAGUGGACAACAAGACAGCGGCAAGACUUUGUGGCGAAGUACAGUCUGUGUAGAUUGUGUCUCAACGGACAUCAAGGAAGGUGCUUCGCACCAAAGAGAUGCAACGUAGGUGAUUGCGACCAAAUGCACCACCCCCUUCUACACGAUCAGGAGCGUCUAUAACGCUGGUAGAGCGUCAAUUGGUGGAGCGUCUCGGAGCUGGCGGCGUUCCUGAGAAGCUCACCCUGCGAUGGACUGCUGGCAUUGAGAGAGUAGAGGACAAAUCGCAAAGGCUGAAUCUG
Molecule: messenger RNA, 1922 nt
Organism: Anopheles stephensi (Asian malaria mosquito)
Lineage: Eukaryota; Metazoa; Arthropoda; Insecta; Diptera; Culicidae
Exons: 2
Coding region: 607-1803 (398 amino acids)
Source: RefSeq, a predicted model, not a curated record